AUGGUGGCGAGCGUGGUAAGUCAAUUCUCAUUACUGUCGCGUUUUCCUAUCUGAUGUUGACUGGCUUUGAGUUAGAAGUGGAUUAUCUUAGCACUUUUAGUCAUUUGGAAGUUUAUCCCUGUCAUCUUCCGCGCCAGCCAUUGGCUGACUAGCGUGCCUUGUUUCCCCUACACGCUUGACGUGGUUGCCGCUGCGUCGGCGUGCCCGUUGGCUUUCCCCUCGUCAGGCGGCGGGCUGAUCGGUCGUUGUUCCUCGGACGUGGUGUUUCUGGCCUCGCGAGUACGUCCGUGAGACAGUGUGCCACGCCGGUCACGUGAAUUUCGGUCAGCGCCUUCCCCUCUCUCCGCGAGCGUCGGCAGUCGACCCCGUGUGACUCUUUUCAUCCGUGUCAUUGGCCCUGCCUGGACUGACUCGAGUCCUGCGCGAAGCUCCUGGUAGGCGGGAUGUAGGUCUAUGGCUCGGUUGAGCGUGCCAGUCGAGGGCCAACUUUCCAGCAUCAGUCUGGCCAUCUUAUCCUUGGCUCUACCGACCAGUCUCGCUUCCUCGAAGGCGAAAUUGUGGUUCUACUGUUGUAUGCGGCCAUAAACCAGCGACAGCUUAUUCCUGCCGUUUGUUGCGAGCUGAUGCUCAGGCAAUCCUGUCCCUAGGCGUUUGCCCGUUUCACCGGCAUACUUUGCAUCACAAUAUUGGCAUGGUAUUCAGUGGACCACAGCUGAUUGUCUUGUCGCUGGCAGCGAGUCUUUGGGCCUCAUAAUUCGCUCUCUGAUUGUGGAUGCCGGCUUAUGGGCCAUACAAAUUCAAAAAGCUUUCAGGAUUCUUGCGGCCGUCUGACGCGGCGAAGGCCGAAGAGCACAGACACAUUGCACUCGUUGGUAGGACGAAAAUGAGGUUGUAGUUUUUCCUUCAGCUCGGCACUCCUCUUCAUUCUGACUUCUUUUCUGGCAACAUUUGUUCUUUGUAGUACGGUUUCAAACAUGUCUUCAGGUAAGGGUGAAAACACUGGCUUCUAAGAUCGAAAAUAGUUUCGGAUGUCGUCCUACCAAUGAGUGCAACAUAUCUGCGAGAGUUGUAAACCUUUCGAAAACGAGUCUAACAUUUCCCGAAUUAAGCCUACUGUCUGAAGCACUUGACUUCAAUCUUACCGAUGCUGCACCUACAAACUUCCUAGCAAGUCUUGAAUCCGUCCCACUGACUUCUGCUAUUCCUGAAAACGUGCGUGCUGACAUACACAGUUGUGCCAAUGGUCUUCUUCGACAAAGGAAACGUCACCAAAACUUAACCAUCGAUGAAGAAAAGGGGUUGCGAUCUCUGAAAACAGUAUUGUGGUUGUAUCUGCUGACAAAAGUGGCGCAACUAUCAUUCUGGACCAGACUGAUUACGGGCAAAAAGCUAGCCAAGUCUUUAAUGACAUAGAAACCUACACACCACUCUCUGAGGACCGGACGAACUAGCAGGUCGCGGCUGUAAAGAGGAAGGCGAAUGAACUCGCUCGACUAAAGUUGAUAAGUCCCAAUGACUUUGGAUUCAUGACUCUCAGUGACCCCCGUAUCGCACAUGCAUAUGGCCUUCCAAAGGUACGCAAACCAGAUGCACCAUUGAGGAUAAUAGUGCCAGUCAUUGGAUCGCCUACCUACAACCUAGCCAAAUGGUUAUAUCGGCAUCUGAAGCACCCUGCCGAUGGAUCAUACACAAUACAGCAUCACAAACUCUCAGACAUUCCUUGAGAAGGUCCAAGGUCUUGGAGUAAAUCAUGAUGAGAGCAUUCUAUUAUUUGAUGUGGUCGUCUUGUUUCUUCCUCAAUACCGCAUGACCUUGCCACUGAGAGCGUGACCCGACGCCUGCAAGACAAUCCCGUCGACGUUCCAAUACAACACGUCUUAGAGAUGCCUCAGUAGCUAUUGCUGAUUCGAUGGUAAGUAUUACCAACAGGUUAAGGGCACUCGAAUGGGUUCGCCAAUUUCGGGGCUACUUGCAGAACUAGUCCUACAACGUCUAGAAGAGGGUGUUGUACAAAGCUUUCAACCAAGAAUGCGGUUCAGAUACGUAUAUGACACAUACGUCAUCGUAAAGACCUGUGAAGUCGAGCGAUUUCACCAAAGCCUGAACGGCGCCUUCCCAGCUCUACAAUUUGCUCGCGAAGAAUCAAGAGCAGACACCCGUUCGUAGACGUGGGCAUAAAAAGGCUUUAUUGCGGUGACCUCGCAACAAGCGUUCACCGGAAGGGCUCCGACGCUGAGAUCAUCUUUAACUAUAAGCGGCCCAUAAAAGAAAUUAUUUUCGGACUCUUUUCCAUCUGACCUAUCGUUACUGCAGUACUGAGGAUUUACUCAAGAAAGAACUGGCUUAUCCGUAUCGGUUUUUCCGACCCAAUAAAUACCCGGCCAGCUUUGUAACAAAAAACAGUCUCAGACUCCAGAGACAACCACAAAAAAUCGACUCCAACGGAGUCAGGGCGUCACGGAAAUCCUACUUCCUGCCCUACAUGCCAAAAAUUUCCGAAUCGAUCGCCUGACAAAUAAAUCAGUUUGGAAUCUCCAUCGCCCGCAAACCGGCGUCUUUCCUGAACACAAAGUUAUACCGAGUAAAACAUCCCAUGCCGAAGGAGCAGCAAACAAAUGUCGUUUGCUUCGUUCCAUAUACGAACUGCACUUGCGUUUAUGUUGUACGUACCGGCCGACGACUUGGGACCCGCAUUAACGAACAUAAAUUGGCCAUCCACCGACUUUCUUUAUGAGCCGGUUACUCGGCGCAUUAUGUCUCGGGAAUUCAAGAUUGUUACAGGUCAGAAGUCGCCAAGAUAGACUGCAUUUAAUCUAAUAAAAGCCAGUUGCAACGAGUAUGUAUUGGCGUUGAUUUUAACUAAAAAACCGCCUGUUAGGUACAUUGUUGAAUUUGUUGUUUUUGCUCGCCGGUGAACCUAUUAGCGCACUGAUGAACCAGCCCGAAAGCUUAUCCAGUAUGCGUUCUCGGUUUGCGAGAUUGUUCAUUUUUAUUAAUUUUUCGGACGCUGGGUUUUUCAUCCGCAACUAUGAGCUUCCAUAGUUUCUUUCCUGCACCAAUACCCAAGCCGUAUGAUUUUGUCGAUAUCUGUCCUAGACAGGCCUGAAUUAGAGUCAUCCGAAGGCCAUCAGUCUCUUACAACCAGCAGAUGCCUCGAACAGAGGUAACUGGUUCGCACUACGGGUUUUCAAACUUCAAUAAAAUUCGAAAAAACAACACAAUUUUGCCACAAUCAACCCCUUGUCUGCAACUGUUAAUUUUUACGCCAAAUGAUCAUAAAUUUGUCAAUCGGAAUAAGAAAAAAUAAGAGCUCAUUGGUCAAAAGGUGGAUGACAGUUAGUGGCAAAGGUCGCUGUAAUUCUAAAUGUUUACAAAGGUGGUUUGCUUAUCUUUAUAGACCAUAACUGUGGCAGGGGAAACUGUGGUGUGAGGGAGUUAGUUGUAGUUCGUUCGGCUCCGGCCUUCAUACCAGCCGUGAGCCUUCUGUAUUCAGCCUCCAUCGCUGGAGGAGGGAAUGGGUCGAGCUCUCCAUAUCCGCUGCCGCAUAUCGUCACGCGUAAAGAUGUACACUUCGCGAAAUCUUAGAGACCGGUCAUACAACGCAUGGUCACAGCUGUGACGAGUACAGGUACAGUCUUGAAUCCGUCCUAUCUUCGGCAAACUUCAUGGAAGAGGAGUAGCUCAUAGUCGGUAGUAGUACUAUGCAAUCCUCAAGGAGCCGGAAUAAAUUCACAGUACUACUUGCGACGGAAAGAAGGUGCUAAAUUAUGAUCAUCCCGCCGAUAAAGUGGUUUCCACCGGUAGCUACGUAGAUAAACUGGUGUAUCGGCACAAGUCUGUGACUGCAGACCGUGGAAAGUCGCAUAAUUCGUGUGUAUAGAAAGUGCUGGAACUCCAGGAGGGAAGGUCAAUCUCAGGGCUUCUUGCCUUUGUCUUAAAGUAGAAUGAACCAAAAAUUGUCAAAGCAUAGGCACUUCCUCAAGUUGAAAAAAUAGGACUCCACUGCCACCGAUAGUCUUUUUAUCCGACACUCGGUAAUUUCGCGAAGUUUAUAACUUUUCCGAGAAACUGGACCUCCAUUGAGGACUGAAACCAGUUUCCAUUUGUUUCAGGCAAGAUAAUCGUGUCAUUUGAAAUCUUCCCUCUGUGCACUUCGAUUAGGCCGUAUCCAGCUAAACGCCUUACCGAUGAACUCUCCCAGGCCUACGCCGCGGAUGUUCGUGUAGAUGCUCUGCCACAACCCUUGGAUCUCUGUCUAGAAAAUAAUAAUUCCUUAGCCAAACAACACUACCAGUAGCCAAAAACUGUCCCCCGUAGACCUAUCUAUAUCAGAGUUUCCAGCAGAAGCCAUGAUUCAGUAAUGAGAAUUUACAGCUGUCCUUUUGACAGGAAAUUUUUUCCUCUGCAUGUGCUGCCGGAUGUCAGAAGCUCCGGUAUCCGAUUAAACCGGUUUUUACAUGAUGCUGUUUUAGCUUUAUGGAGAGAAAACCCACUCAACGAAGCCGUUUAUAGGGCCUUCACUGUACAAUUUUCUCGACCGGCAGUGUGCUCCGCAUUUUGUUGGACGUACGUUACCUGCCUGCUUCAAAAGUGUCCGUUGUGUAUAUGAGUGAGCUUGGUCUUAAUUUCUGUACACUACCGUUUGAGGUGUACAGCUUGGAUUGUCUGACCCAAUUUCGGGCUCCAUGCUGGAGCUUAUUUUUCCCAUAUCAUUGAGUGUGUUUAACUUCAAGUUAUUUCGCACUUCAUAUAUUUGACUUUAUUGCUUGGAACGUCCUCUCUACAAACUUACUUACGGAACGCCCGUCUUAAGAUGACAUGUGGGGCCUUUUACUAACUUUACUUUACUAAUUUUAGUGUGAUUUUCUACAAUUUCGUCAAUUGCCUUGAUGUCUUCUGUUAAUUCCAGCUUCCCUGGCUUGAACGAGAGCAGUACGACGAUAUACCCGUGGAACGCGUUGCUUAUGGAAACUGUGGGUACUUGCUGUGUUUGAAACCGGUCGGAAAUCAGUUAAAACAAACAUACCGCAUAUCAAGUGCCUCCAGGAAAGUCUACGAAGUUGGUGACCGGAAGGUUUGUACUAAUGUUUUGUUCAAGGCCUGUUCUGUUUUUUGAACGUCCUGCUUUUGAGGCCUUACUUAGUAAGAAGGUUGCGCUUUCGGCUUUUGUGAACCCACGCGACGAACGGUGCAAACGAAUCAUUUUUAUGUAUAUAUUAUGUUUGCUUAUUUCUUUGAAGUAGCCAUAUACGCAGAACGAACGCCAACUAAAACGAGGGCGCCGGGGACCAGCUAUUUUCGACUUAUUAACCAUUACCGGUCAGCGAUACUUUAGAUACAGGUUUCGAUAACUGGGACUCCUUAAUCACUGUGCACUCGAUCGAAGGUCCAACCCUCCUGCCACGUUUAUAAAUGCGCCUGAUGGCGGCCGACAGGGCAACUUACCCGCAGCUCAAUGAUAAUGCGUGGGACCUAAAAAGACUCAAUGACCCAGGGAAUCCCAGAAUAGAGUCAUCGGUUAUCCAACUCCAAGGUAUGACUGGCUGACGACUGUUUAUAAGCCAGAGAUGGUCGGUCCAAUCACCUUUGUCUUGAUAUUCCUUCUGCAUUAUGAAUUGUUCCUAUGCUACUGCUGGAGAGCAUCCUAUAGUACCUUUUUAAGGCAAAACGAGGCGAAAGCACACCGGCGAACACCCUGAAUCACAGAAGUUACCUGCUGCUUGUAAACUUUCCAACGUUUUUUUUUCUUUCAGUACUUCUGCUCCGAUUGGUGCUACCGUGCUUCAUGUUAUCUCCGAAAGCAAAUACCAGCUGAACCGGCCUGGUGUCGCCCUCUUAAUCCAGGUCCCAUGGUUAACUUGAGAUUCCUUCCACCCACAGCGCAUGGACUCCCAGGCAAGAAGAUACUUGACGCUAUGAACCGUAUGCGACUGGAUGACUCGAACGACGAGUCUGGAAGUGGGGAGUCUGACUCCGUUGGCAGCGACAAUGACUCGAGUUUUGACGAGGGCGAGGAAGAUAUUCCCGAAGAUGUUGAUGAGGCGUUUGGUCGAGUGGUUAAAAUCGAUCACACCAAGUUGCCCAAGAACGUCUGUGCUAGCAAAGCGCAAAUACGAAAAAUGUGGAGUGAGCCACUCCCGCCACCAAAAAACAUUGAAAUUAUUGAACGCAAGCCUUCUUCAUUGGAACUGCCACAAGUACCUACAAGCGAACAGUUUACCGCAACACCGCAGCGGCCUUCGUCGCCUACCGGUGACCUUGCCACUUUCGUCACCACUCGGUUAUCCGAGUGGAUCACGCCUGAAGCCAUCCGAGCACUGGGGUCAGAGACUGAGCCCAGCGCCGCUGAACUCGAAAAGCUACCUAAACCGGUAAAAUUCGAAAAGGUCGCCGCAUUUCUCAGAGGGUCUGAACCAUCGUCAUUCGACCCGGAAACUGAUCCUGCUUCCGACCACCCGGUAAGAUUUUGUCUGAUUUUAGGCCUUUCGUCAUUUAAUGAUGAGACGUUUAACAAAUGCCUUUUAUGAUAAAUUUAUAAUGGUGUACCGUGCCUCCAAAAUGUAUACUUGCGCACGCUAGGUCUGUAUGUUUGAUGAACUAGCUUUUUAAACAAUAGACAAGAGAGCAACAGGUACCAGGGUAGUUGGUGAAGUAUCUGAAGGCACAAGUGACUGGGAAAAAGAUGUGUAUGCUGCAAAACAUGCGCAUCUGCAGUCUGAACUACUCAGCUGGUCGGUCGGCCACUUAGGGUUAGGGUCGGUUUUAAAAACCAACUAGUGGCCCGUCAAAGCACUAUCCAACUACUUUUUUCCUUUUGUGCCUUGACUUCUGUUCAUAUGGAUUUGGCAGUCACCGUCUGGUCGGGGUACCACGACUUCAUUUGCAGUUUAGAAGUAAUUUCCAGUCCGGCUCUAUGCGUCGGCAACACUGCAACAUAGCAACCUGGUAAUAGGAUACGUUUCCAAUCAAUAAAUUAGCGAAGACGGGUACCUCAUAUCGGAACACGAAACAGUGCAACUGGACUCGGAUAACUAUACGAAAUCCUAUACACCAGAGGCGUUACUAAUAAAACAAGGAGAGCCGGGACGGUCAUUUCUGGUUUAUUUGUCCCUGUUACCCACUUUCACUCGGGGUCCCAAAGGUUCCGAGAUUUUAAUUCUGGUUAUUUGGUCAUCGAACAUUCGAGCCCACUUGUCGAGCCACGGGCCCACGCCUUGUCGGCUGUUAUUAGCUGUGUCCAGCACCGUGCAUCCUAAUCUCAGAGCCUCAUAUGGACAGUGUCGUCCUGUCUUGGAGCCCUAGCCGAAUGCUUUUGCGGGCAGUCGCAUAGCUGCGAAUGAUCAUCAAAUGUUAUCAUCAUGAAUGAGGUAGACUGGAGUGGCCGUUUUUGUUCGUCUACUGUUAUGGACCAGCCAUACCCCAGGACUCAGACGCGACUCUGACUAUAAAUUGUUCAUUGCUCUGCAUUGCUCUGCGGACAAUGCAGAAUCGCCCAUAUUUUUGUCCUGUAAUUGAGAUACUUGGUCAGUAUCACCCUCCCAUAAUACGAAUUUUUUAAAAGGUGAUGUCAUAGUGUGCCGAAUUUCAGUAUCUGACCGAAUACUGUCUAACUGGCCCUCGUUCCUUUACGCAUUUUAGUCGGUCACGCGACACUUCCGGUGGAACGGCUAGGAAUUCCGUACUUAGCGAUCACGUUCCAUCAACCGCAAGUCCAUCAAAUCGUGCUAGCUGAGACGAAUGACCACCGUUACACAUGAAAUGCCCUGUAAAACCAUGGACACCACUGACUAAGUCCCUGUUUCUUCAAAUUUUGCCGAAACCAAGCAAAAACCACUGUUUUGACUCGUCUGACAGGAAAUUUUAGCAGUUUAUUUCGAACGAAAGGGGCGUUUGCAGAACUGACCUAAUCAUAGAAUGGGUUCCUGACGUCCUACUUUGCCUGUCGCCGUUCCUUUGUGUUAUUUCACGCUUCCACUACUGUCAAGUUUUGUCUGCAUGUCGCCGUGCUCAUUUCUCGGUCACAUGCCAUGUUCAGCCAAAGGUUUAUGUAGAAAGUGAUAUGGGUCAACCUGGGUUGAACGUUUCUGUGCGAUGCCGUGCACGUCUCGGUCAGGACACGUCUAUACGUGUAAUUGCCGUUUUUUGGUUCCACCUGGUCCGUUCUCACAAGUACUGAAAAGUUUCUGAUCGGUACCUGCUCAGCCAUGUGUUCCACUUCGCUCCCGCACUCCCCCCUUUUUCGUCAUAAUCUUCGUUUAGUUGCUGCUUUUUUGACACCGAAUCUCUCAGUUAAAGCAUUUUUGUAUCUGCUUCUUGUUGGCGUUUUUAUUGCCUUGUUCGCACGAUCAGAUGCAUGGAGUCCCUAUUUGAAAUCUUGAUAACUACCGCAACGGUAAAGGUAGCUGAUACGCCUUUUUUUCUGCCACACAAAGCUCGGGUCGACCGUCAUGCCUCUGGUGGACUCCAUCUCUCAGAAACAGUACCGUCUCCGUCUCCUAUUAGAGUCACUUUUGCCGAGGUGGGUGAAUUUCUACUCAUGUCGUUUUUACUGUCCUCGGCGCAGUACUCUUCAGCGUUUCAACAGGGUUGGCCAGGGAAGGCGGGCUCUGAGCUCGUAUGUCAUGAUUGCUAGUCAACAACACACUCUGUGACUCCCAUGUUGUUCUUGUUACUACUAUUAUUUGUUCAUUAUUAGAACAGCUACUAACCGCAGAUAUGGCACGAGCCAGACUUCUUUGGCGCCUAAGUCGGUAAUGCGCCAGCACAGUAAGGGCCAAAUCGCGUAGUUAGGAAAUCUGUAACCAGUGGUUCUGCUGUCAGUUGUACAAACCAGACGACCCGCUUUUUAUGACGACUCUAGUUGUGCUGUUUCGGCCUACACGCCAACAUUUUUGUUGAAGUUGGUAGCCGCAAACCCAGUCAUGUAAGUAUGGCAACUUUCAACUGCUUUGCAUUGUAGUGACAACUAAGUUAACUUAUUCGGUCGAAGUUCUUGGCCUUUUGAAAUCCACCUCCAGACACAACAUCUGGCACCCCUCUUAAAAAUCGGCGUUGUCGCUUAAAUCACAACGCGGGCAAUCCCCCUGUCUAUUGCAGCACGGCUUCUUUCACUGGGAAAUAGCAGUAAGCUCUACAGCUUACAUGCAAGCCUUGCUUAGAGUGCUGCCAUUUUAAUAGUUGCAUGUGGCCAUAUUUCUCCUAUCAACACCUGCUACCAUAUACAAACUGUCGUCGGCAUUUGUUGGUCGACCUCUAAUCUUGUUUUACAGUAGAUGUGUUAUCAUUGCAUGUUAACCAAAAUUCCGAAAUGUGCUUCCGACCCGAAAAGAUUACUUAACUAGGGUUUUGGUACUAAUUGCCGUACAGCGUAAGCCAGGAUGCCGGCUUCUGAAUGAGCUUCUUUUCGGCCGUCGAAAAAAGCACUUUCCUUAAAGAAUAACUACUUAAGUAGUAUGAUUUUUUCCCAUUGGUUCUUGACUCCGUUACAAAUUCUUUUGCAUUUCACACAAACGGGCAGAGAAAUAUUCCUUAUUGUACUCAUUUGACAGCAAAUUACGUCUCCUUCGCACUUCUUACUCAAAAAGGUUAUCUUUCGGUUCUAAAAAAGUGAAAUUUCCAUUUAACAUCUUAUUAGCCCGCCUGUCAAUACUGCUUAUAAAGUAUGCAACCUGGUCCAUAUUCAUGGCACAAUUUUAUGAGUGCUAUAUUACGUCUUCCUAACAGCAUAGAGAAAUGUGUGAUAUUCCUUUGAUGGAAUCUAUACAACAUGUUUUAAAACCCUGAAUACAAACAUAACGGCCGGUUGGGUUCAGAAUUACUCGGAAGUUGAAAAAGUUCUUAAAAAUCAAAAAGGUACUCUCUUCAAGUAGGAAAUCUGACGAAGACGUGAUUUUCAACCAACUGACCACGUGAGAGAACAUUUUUGCACGUGAUCUAAUUAAAUUUAUACGGACAUCAAAAAUCAAUGGGAAUAAUUCAUAUUAUUCAAGCAAUCAUUUUUUACAUAGUGUGGUUUUUUCAGACGGCCAAAAAGAAGCUUAUUCAAAAGCCGGUAUCCUAGCGUGAAUGAAAUGCCUUGUGGCUAUGCUGCAAGGUACUUUCUAUUGCAUCCCUGUCUAAGUAAUCUUUUAGAAUCGAAGGCACAUUGCAGAAUUUCGGUUAGCAUUUCUUGAGAUAGCACAUCUACUGUACGUGGCUGUUGUGCCAUCUUGUGGGUGGUCGUCUGGUCGCGAUACCUACCGCUAGAGGUCUGCAUCACUGCUCUCAGGCACCAAUCAGGUUGAGGUCCAUCCAUUUUGUUGCCAUCAUUCCUCCUCUAGACAGCCACUGGUCCGAGGAGGACGCCUCAUCAUACCGUCCGCCGGCGUCUGACCUGUUUAGAGGAGUUCACCUACCUUCCGUAAAUAAGUUGUAGUCUAAUGAGGAGGUUUCCGUAGGCAACGAUGCAUCAGACUCUACGUGAAAGUUUGACUGACUAGGCCCGAGCAACUCUUAAUGUAUAACAGUCGGGGCAAGAUUCGGUCGGCGCCUAUAGCUAAACCUAUACGUUGGCGAUUUGUCAGAAAGCGCUCUUCUCGGCAAGUCGAGCCAGAGCACACGCGCCAUACGACGUGGUUAAGCCGUGCCUCGUAGGAAAGUCAUUACGUGUGCCGGGUAGUUAGAGAAGUGUAUCUUAGAUUCGGAGGUGAGCGUCUACAUCCACCCCUGGGGCAACAGUAGUUUGAGAUCCUGGGAUCUGGCCGUACGGUGGCAGGUUAAGUCCUUUUGGAUAGCCUGUUGAAAUCUUUGAGUUGGUUGAAAGCGCCAUUGAGCGCUGUCUCAGAAUUCAAGAGCCCUUACGGUGGACCGCAGAAAUGUGUUUGAUGCGAAAUAACAAAUUUACCGUUCGCAGUUUGCUAGGGACCGUAGACUCCCAAAGAGUGGAUUGCUUUGUGUAUUGGUGCCACCAGCCUUUCCCGAGGGACAGAUUACGCAUGUGAAUGCUACGUACCACAUCACCUUACGUUAACACCACAACUAAGAGCAUGCAAGUACGCGGGGACGAGAGCGGCGAUGCGCAUUUUCGCGCGCCCUUGGCUGACGCCGCCCUCAGUCAGACCGUUGUUGCCGUGAGGGUGAGGGCAGAGCGAACUCAACCUCCUGUGGGGCGACUGUUCACUUCAUUUUUUAAAGCUACCUGGGUGUCCAAAUGUGUACAAACGCUCACAACCAGGUUGUUGCGUCAGAAUUUGCUGAGCGCUAUGUUAGAAAGCGAAAACCUCUUGAUUUAAGUGUUUCCUGCUUCUGGUAGAUGGCUGUUGGUGGGUGGUCGAUGAUAUGUCAAGGCGCAUUAUCUAGGGUCUUUCCCAGUCUUGCAGCCACACUCCCUACAGCUUGAAUCCAGUCGCCCUUUGUCAUUUUCAGCUCCAAUUUACCCAUUUUUCUUUGGAGCCUUCGUCAACUUUAAUUUCUUUUUUAUGUACCAUUCGCUUAGUUUAAAGUCGAUCCUUUUCCGACUGGCGCUUCCCCUGUCCGACGUCUUUGAGAACUUGCAGAAUUUUGUGGCGCACUUCAGGUAAUCGUAGUUUAUCCGUCCCAUUGCUAUCCCCUAACAUCAACUGUAGUCUAACAAACAGGAAUCUUCACUUGAAACCUGAGGAAGCCCUUCUCACAUCAGCCGCCUUACUCUACCUUCUUCGAACUUAUGUGAUAUGCCUUCGUACCGAGGAUGAUUCCUUGGAGCGGUUGUCAACCAUCGUUUCGGGUUUGGGUGUGGAUGCCAAGAAGUUUUUCGCAUCACUUGAGAACAUUGUGGCUCAGCUGAAGUCGACUCCUGAGGAGGACUUACCGGACUGA
Molecule: messenger RNA, 11835 nt
Organism: Spirometra erinaceieuropaei
Lineage: Eukaryota; Metazoa; Platyhelminthes; Cestoda; Diphyllobothriidea; Diphyllobothriidae
Source: the annotation of a GenBank genome assembly